AUGGCAUCGCAGCUUCUCACCCGUGUGUUGCAGCGGGGACUGCCUCCCUCAGCCAGUCUUCGGUCGAGCAUCCGCCCGGCCGUACAGGCUCCCCUGGUACAGGCAAGCCUCGCAUUGAGCAGCAGCAACAAAUCUACUCCUCCCGCCCCAUUACAAGAACCCAAGACGAGCUUCUCAGAAGUCUUGGACAGGGCGACGAACAUUUUCUUCCUGACCGAGUUAAUGCGUGGCUUUUGGCUGUCCUUCGAGGUAUCGAUGAAGCCAAAAGUGACCAUCAAUUACCCUUUUGAAAAGGGACACCUCUCACCGCGCUUCCGAGGAGAGCACGCCCUCCGCCGGUAUCCGAACGGAGAGGAACGCUGCAUUGCGUGCAAGUUGUGCGAAGCCAUUUGCCCUGCGCAGGCCAUCACUAUCGAAGCAGAGCAACGGGCGGAUGGGUCCAGGAAGACCACCCGGUACGACAUCGACAUGACCAAGUGUAUCUUCUGUGGCUUCUGCCAGGAGGCUUGCCCGGUGGAUGCCAUUGUCGAGGGUCCUAAUUUCGAAUUUGCAACGGAAACGCACGAAGAGCUCUUGUACGACAAGGAGAAGCUUCUGGCCAACGGGGAUAAAUGGGAGGUGGCGAUUGCGCGGAACUUGGCAGCCGAGCAUCUGUACCGAUGA
This is a messenger RNA of Nannochloropsis gaditana CCMP526, 663 nucleotides long. It is a transcript of the gene NDUFS8, whose product is annotated as NADH dehydrogenase (ubiquinone) Fe-S protein 8. Gene Ontology annotation, molecular function: NADH dehydrogenase activity; 4 iron, 4 sulfur cluster binding. Bases 1 to 663 code for a protein of 220 amino acids. The transcript has a single exon. Gene Ontology annotation, cellular component: membrane. Gene Ontology annotation, biological process: mitochondrial respiratory chain complex I assembly; mitochondrial electron transport, NADH to ubiquinone. The record is from RefSeq and is a predicted model, not a curated record.